Messenger RNA from Phoenix dactylifera (date palm), 1253 nucleotides. RefSeq names its product proteasome subunit alpha type-1-like. Gene Ontology annotation, biological process: ubiquitin-dependent protein catabolic process. Gene Ontology annotation, cellular component: proteasome core complex, alpha-subunit complex; proteasome core complex. The record is from RefSeq and is a predicted model, not a curated record. NCBI's taxonomy places the organism in Eukaryota, Viridiplantae, Streptophyta, Magnoliopsida, Arecales, Arecaceae.
CCUGGCUCAAAAGCCGAAGUUUAUAUCAUUUCUAGGUAGAUCUAAAGAGGCUUGAAAUCCCCCAAAUUAAAACCCCAGCAAGGAGAAGAAGGAUAUAGCAUCCAGCAUCGCAGUGGGAAGAAAGCGCAGUAGGAGGCGGCGGAGCGAUGUUCCGGAACCAGUACGACACGGACGUGACGACAUGGAGCCCGGCGGGGCGGCUGUUCCAGGUGGAGUACGCGAUGGAGGCGGUGAAGCAAGGGUCGGCGGCGAUCGGGCUCCGGUCGGCGACCCACGUGGUGCUGGCGACGGUGAACAAGGCGGCCUCCGAGCUGUCGUCCCACCAGAAGAAGGUCUUCAAGGUGGACGACCACAUCGGCGUCGCCAUCGCCGGCCUCACUGCCGACGGCCGCGUCCUCUCCCGUUUCCUUCGCUCCGAGUGCAUCAACCACGCCUUCGUCUACGAGUCCCCUCUCCCGGUCUCUCGCCUCGUCGUCCACCUCGCCGACAAGGCCCAGGUCUGCACACAGCGUUCCUGGAAAAGGCCCUAUGGAGUGGGCCUGCUGGUUGCUGGAUUGGAUGAAACUGGAGCUCACCUAUAUUAUAACUGCCCCAGUGGAAACUACUUUGAGUAUCAAGCAUUUGCAAUAGGAUCCCGGUCGCAAGCUGCAAAAACUUAUUUGGAGCGCAGAUUUGGGGCUUUCAACAAGUACCCUCGUGAAGAAUUGAUAAAAGAUGCCCUUUCUGCCAUCAAAGAAACGCUACAGGGUGAGAAGCUGACCGGUGCCAUCUGCACUGUUGCUGUUGUUGGAGUUGGAGAGCCAUUUCAUGUGAUCGAUCAGAAAACCAUACAGGAAGUGAUCGACUCUAUGGAGAUUAGGGAGGAAGCUGCAGCCGAUCAGGGUACCACGCAAGAGGAGGAUAAGAGUUCAGAAGCUGCACCAAUGGAUAUUUGAUUCAGGUAGAAUUAUGCCAUCAGUAUGGUGUCAACAUACUGAAGAAAAUCGUGUUUGAGAAUCAUGUGAUUCAGCAUACUCUAUAAUCUGCGUUAUUUCUCGUGCUUCAAUUUCUGAGGAUUUGUCAUGUGAUUCAGACAAAUCUUUUGAUUUACAAACAUGGCUUGACAUUGGGUAAACAGACAGUUUGGUUAACUUCUUAAGGAUGAAGAUUUCAUAUCGGUGAUGCCAAUGCUUUUGGAAUAUUGCUUUGACAGUAGAAAUAAUUAUUUACAGGGAUUAUGAGCAUCAAUGUAUUAAUUUCAGCCUUUUCAGGUC